AUGUAUUAUCCUUCUGCCAUUUCUUCCUCCCCAGUCCAAUGCGCAUUUUCUAAAAUAGAAUGGACCAUUCCGCUAUCGCUGUCCAAACCCGAAAUCGACCUUUUGCAAUCUGCCGACGAAAAUCCAUUGGAGUACACGAUUGCUGAAUACAGGGAAGUUUUUCAGUAUGCUAGGCUCUUGCUAAAGUUGCUGGAUCAAGUCAUGGGGCCGACACAACCUGCUAUAUUAUCCAAAGUCGGUUUGGAUGCAAUUCCUUUUGAUGAAGAAAGGGCAUUGGAAUACCUCGAACAUGACAAAACAGGGGUUGUCACCCACUUUGUCAUGACCAAGCUAUUCGAUUUGAUUCACAUACUCUCUCAAGAUCCCACAGACAAAGUCAAGCUAACAACAAUAUUCUUUGCGAACCAACAAUUGAUGGACGACUGGAGGCCAUUGCUCCAAAUACUCUAUCGACAGGGAGACGCUUUUGCCCAACGGAAUGCUGCCUUAUGUAUAUCCUAUUUGUUGCGAGCUGGAUCGGAAGAGAAUUGGAAGAUGGAAAACGAUUGGCAGGCUUUGAUCAGUUGGUUGACAUCUCGAUUGCAGUCGUCGCAUUAUAACAUAGACUCGCUCAGUGUGGUGACAUCCACACUCUGUGUCUUGGGAGGCUGUCCCUUGGCCCGUGACCUUUUGGAUCAACAGGGAGGAAUUGGAUACAUGAGCCGGCAUUUGCGCUUAUUUUGUCUGCCCAAGGAACAACAAAAUCAACGAAAAUACAAUAUACCGAACAUUCAGCAAGUCUAUGAAAUGUGCUUCUGUGUUUGGACCAUGUCGUUUGAUUUGUUGAAUCAAAAUCAAAACGAUAAAGACGAAUCAUCAUCAACCUCAUCGUCCAUUCAACAAAGCUUUGUCAGGGGUGGCAUCAUUUCAGCUUUGUGUCAACUCUUGGCACUGGCGCCUCGCGAGAAGGUUAUUCGAUUGUGUUUGGCUACCCUCCGAAAUUUGAUCUUGGUGGAUGAAUCAUUCUACCGAGAAACCUACUUGAACGAAAUGGUGGCCUGCCACGCCCAGCAGUGUUUCGAGCAAUUGCAAGGUCGGACCAAUUGGAACGAUUCCGAAUGUUUGGAGGAUCUGAUGACAUUGAAGAAAGCCCUCGAUCAGCACACGCUGACUUUGACACGAUGGAAAGUCUAUCAGGCCGAGUUGGAAUCCGGACAAUUAUCGUGGGGCAUUCUACACACCGAAGACUUUUUCCGUGAACACAUCCGACACAUGGAGGGCCCGAAGCAGGAUUUUGAACCAGUCAAGAAGUUGCUUUCGUUAUUAAUGCAGAACAUGCAUACUGACGAUGACGAAUCGUUGGCAAUUUGCCUAUUUGACGUCGGGGAAUUCAUUUGGCAGUACCCAAAUGGGAGAGCCAUUGCCAAACGCUUGGGGAUUCGGGAAAUUGUGCUUCAGCUGCUGGACCAUCCAUCUACGGGAGUGCAAACGCAUGCUUUGCAGUGCAUGUCGAAGCUGCUAAUUCAGCACAAUUGGAGGUCAACGACGAACAGUAGCUGA
This is a messenger RNA of Cylindrotheca closterium, 1539 nucleotides long. The record is from the annotation of a GenBank genome assembly. NCBI's taxonomy places the organism in Eukaryota, Bacillariophyta, Bacillariophyceae, Bacillariales, Bacillariaceae.